UCCAUUCCACCAAGUCCUGAAAAAUCAGAAUGGAAUUAGAGAAAAGCUAUCCGACUUCCAGGACCGGUAGAACAGGACAUGGAGGAGUGAAUCAGUUAGGGGGUGUUUUUGUGAACGGCCGCCCACUCCCUGAUGUUGUCCGCCAGAGAAUUGUGGAACUUGCCCAUCAAGGUGUGAGACCGUGCGACAUCUCCCGACAACUGAGGGUCAGCCAUGGCUGUGUCAGCAAAAUUCUCGGCAGGUACUACGAGACCGGAAGUAUUAAACCUGGAGUGAUUGGGGGAUCAAAACCAAAGGUCGCCACGCCCAAAGUUGUAGAAAAGAUUGCAGAGUAUAAACGCCAAAAUCCCACCAUGUUUGCCUGGGAAAUCAGGGAUAGACUCCUAGCCGAGAGAGUAUGCGACAACGACACCGUACCCAGUGUCAGUUCGAUUAACAGGAUCAUCCGGACAAAGGUGCAACAGCCGCCUAAUCAGCAGGUCCCGGCCUCCAGUCACAGCAUAGCGUCCACUGGGUCUGUGACCCAAGUGUCCUCAGUGAGCACCGAUUCGGCAGGGUCCUCUUACUCCAUCAGCGGAAUUCUGGGAAUAACAUCCCCCAGUGCAGAAACCAACAAACGCAAAAGAGACGAAGGUAUUCAGGAAUCUCCAGUACCAAAUGGCCAUUCCCUGCCGGGAAGAGAUUUCCUUCGGAAACAGAUGCGGGGGGACCUUUUCACUCAGCAGCAACUAGAAGUAUUGGAUCGAGUCUUUGAGAGACAACAUUAUUCCGAUAUUUUCACAACCGCUGAGCCCAUCAAACCAGAACAGUGGUGCUCCAUGCUGAUGAGACAAUACUUGGUGCAACCCCAGGCAGUCAUUUUUCAGACAACAGAAUAUUCAACCAUGGCAUCACUGACCGGUGGAUUAGAUGAUAUGAAGGCCAAUUUAACAAGCCCAUCGUCAGCGGAUAUAGGGGCCAGCGUUCCUGGGCCACAGUCAUACCCCAUUGUGACAGGUCGUGAUUUGGCAAGCACAACCCUCCCAGGAUACCCUCCCCACGUCCCCCCUGCUGGACAGGGCAGCUACUCUGCUCCAACGCUGACAGGAAUGGUGCCUGGGAGUGAAUUUUCUGGGAGCCCUUAUAGUCACCCACAGUAUUCAACGUACAAUGAUUCCUGGAGAUUUCCCAAUCCUGGAUUGCUAGGCUCUCCUUACUACUACAGUGCUGCCGCCCGUGGAGCCGCCCCCCCAGCAGCUGCCACUGCCUAUGACCGCCACUGACCCGAUCAGUCGAGAACUCGAGCACUUACUGCCCAUAUCAUCUGGCACGACGGCAUUCGAAUCACUGAGACAUAACCAAGCCAAUUAGACUGGAGGAGAGGAACAAAAGAAUGUCCAAUAGGAAUCCACAAGAGAAUGUCCGAUAGGAAUCCACGAGAAAAUAAUUCAAUAGGAAUCCAUAGACUCGACUGAGAUUGUCUUCCCUACAAGGGGGUGAACUGAUAUGUGUUUUUUUUUUGUUUUUUUUUUUAAGGAAAUCAUUGAGAUUUUACUAAAGUUGACUGGGUCUCAAAAAAACCGACCGACCGACGGACCGAAAAACAGUUCUGCUGACAUUCCGUUUUGUUUGAAGGACCGGGCUGUUUGUUGUGAGCAGCCUGCCAGCCCCCGGACCUAUUGCCUCUGGUUGUUUCCAAUUGCACCCGAGGAAGAGCAAACCAGAUGGGAUCUUGAGCAGUCCAUUCCAGGGGGUCCCUUUCAAGUGCAUUGACACUGGCUGUCUAGCUUGCCCUGGGCAUCGAGGUGUUUGGUAAGGAAAGAUUGCUCUAUUCAACUUAAACAGCAUUGAUGUAAAUAA
Molecule: messenger RNA, 1839 nt
Organism: Ornithorhynchus anatinus (platypus)
Lineage: Eukaryota; Metazoa; Chordata; Mammalia; Monotremata; Ornithorhynchidae
Gene: PAX5
Product: paired box 5
Exons: 11
Coding region: 30-1262 (410 amino acids)
Biological process (GO): anatomical structure development; regulation of transcription by RNA polymerase II
Molecular function (GO): RNA polymerase II cis-regulatory region sequence-specific DNA binding; DNA-binding transcription factor activity, RNA polymerase II-specific
Source: RefSeq, a predicted model, not a curated record